This is a messenger RNA of Neltuma alba, 776 nucleotides long. Its product is annotated as glutamine synthetase nodule isozyme-like. Gene Ontology annotation, molecular function: glutamine synthetase activity. The transcript is spliced from 10 exons. Gene Ontology annotation, cellular component: cytoplasm. The coding region runs from base 29 to 754 and encodes 241 amino acids. The record is from RefSeq and is a predicted model, not a curated record. NCBI's taxonomy places the organism in Eukaryota, Viridiplantae, Streptophyta, Magnoliopsida, Fabales, Fabaceae.
AGCUGUGAAGAAGAUUUUCGUUUCUGAGAUGCCUCUGCUUUCCGAUCUCAUCAACCUCAACCUCUCCGAAUCCACCGAGAAGGUGAUCGCUGAGUACAUAUGGAUCGGUGGAUCUGGCAUGGACCUGAGGAGCAAAGCAAGGACUCUCCCAGGACCAGUUAGUGAUCCUUCAAAGCUGCCCAAGUGGAAUUAUGAUGGUUCUAGCACCGGUCAAGCUCCUGGAGAUGAUAGUGAAGUGAUCCUAUACCCACCAGCAAUUUACAGAGAUCCAUUCAGAGGGGGUAAAAAUAUCUUGGUCAUAUGUGAUGCGUACACUCCUGCUGGAGAACCCAUUCCCACGAACAAGAGACACUCUGCCGCAAAAAUAUUUAGCCAUCCUGAUGUUGUUGCCGAAGAACCUUGGUACGGCAUUGAGCAGGAAUACACCUUGUUGCAGAAAGAUGUAAACUGGCCUCUUGGAUGGCCUAUUGGUGGCUUUCCUGGACCUCAGGGACCAUACUAUUGUGGUGCUGGCGCAGACAAGGCUUUUGGUCGUGACAUUGUAGAUUCACAUUACAAAGCCUGCCUAUAUGCUGGUAUCAGCAUCAGUGGAAUCAAUGGAGAAGUCAUGCCUGGCCAAUGGGAAUUCCAAGUUGGUCCUGCAGUUGGUAUCUCUGCUGGUGACGAAUUGUGGUGUGCUCGUUACAUCUUGGAGAGGAUCUGUGAGAUUGCUGGUGUGGUGGUCUCCUUUGACCCCAAGCCAAUUCCGGUAUAAAAAACUUUCCUAUUUGUGUUUA